AGCCUAUGUCCUCGUCGUUGCCAACGUUCACCCCGGAAUACUCGCUGUCGCCUCUGCCGCCGCCAUGCAGGCACCGACAAGACUGCCAGGCCAGCAAGCCCCCGUCAAGAUUUAUAAUGCCGUCUACUCUUCCGUACAGGUAUAUGAAUGUAUGGUCCGCGGUAUAGCGGUUAUGCGCAGAAGAGCAGACUCUUACGUCAACGCUACGCAAAUACUAAAAGUCGCCGGCGUCGAUAAGGGUCGUAGGACAAAGAUUCUCGAGAAAGAGAUCCUCCCGGGGAAGCAUGAGAUAGUCCAAGGGGGUUACGGCAAGUACCAAGGGACAUGGAUUCCUCUUGAGCGUGGCAGAGACAUCGCAGUGCAGUUUGGUGUCGCCUCCCUCCUCACACCGUUGUUUGACUUCGUACCGAAUACCAACGCGAUUGGCGCACUCCCACCUGGACUACCGCCAAUGACAGGGUUCUCUCCCGCUGGUCUCGCUCCUCCGCCAAUCAUGCCUGGUUCCGCGUUACGCCUCCUCAAUCAAGGGCGCGCCCAAGGUCUCUUUACGCCAUCAACGUCUACCUUAACUGCCAGUAGACCUUCAGGAUAUGGCUCGCCGUCACCGUACUACCCGGGCCCUUACACGAGCUCGCCAUUCAACCCUCUUUCCGCCGUAUCGCCUACACCACCUCCAUCUCAGCCCCCUCUCAAGCGAACUCGGUCCGACACUGAGAGCGACAUGAGCGUGAACAGCAUAAGGACUUUCCCCCCUCCGUUAGCAGCAUCACCGGACAUACAAAUGGCUGACAGGUCACGGCCACCUUCGACAGCGCCACUUGACAGCGCCGAUGGGCCCUCUCCCAACAAACGAGCCCGAACAGAACCCGCGACGUCGCAGCUUAUACCUACCGCUCCAAGCUCACCUAUCUCGUCGCAGGUACGCCUUCCACUAACAACCCCCACUCCGAGCGCGAACGAGCUGGCCACCGAAGGAAGCUCGCAGUCUGUCAUUGACAGCAAGGCAGCUCAACUUCAACCCAGCGAAGAUUCUUCAGAGAUCCGACUCGCGACUAAGCCUGCGCUCGCGCUCGGCAUGGAUCCUGCCGCGCCUGCGCGAGACGCUAGACGCGUCGCGACUAUCGCGCAUAUAUGUCAGAGGGACGAACCCGUAGCCGUUUUGAACGCACUGCGCGAAAUCCCUCCAGACAAUCCUGCUGUGGGGAAUUGGGACGUGGACCUGGUCCUUGACGACCAAGGUCACACUGCACUACAUCUCGCUGCCAGCAUGGCACGUCACCAGACCGUGCAAGCCCUCAUUGAUAACGGUGCUGACGUGCGCCGGGGCAACUAUAACGGCGAAACCGCCCUCGUUCGCGCUACCCUCGCGACAGCGAAUUACGAUACCCAAACAUUUCACACUCUUGUGACUACCCUCCACACGUCCAUACGGACAUUAGACACGGCUCGAAAGAGCGUUUUGCAUCACAUUGUAGCAUCUGCUGGCGUGAAGGGUCGCACCCACGCUGCGCGUUAUUACCUCGACCAGAUACUCUUCUGGGUUGCACAGCACCAGGGAGGUGAUUUCAAAAGCUUGGUCGACCUUCAGGAUCAUUACGGCGAUACCGCGCUGAAUAUUGCUGCAAGGGUCGGAAACCGUAGCCUAGUCCGGACCUUGCUCGAUGUAGGUGCGAAUCGCGUAUUACCCAACAGACUGGGGCUUCGUCCGGGAGACUACGGUGUUGAGACCGAGGAGCUUGGCGGUGGUCCUCGUGCCGAAGACAUCCUGUCUUCCCUCCGCGGCGGUCCGUCGAUUCCGGUGCAGAAGAGCCAAGACGUCUUAGCAGACAUCCAAGCCAUCAUACAGGAGCUCCAGAGUGACUUCGCCGCUGAGGUCAAGACCAAACAAGAUGCACUCGAUGUGACUGGAGCGCACCUGCGGGCUGCAACGCGCGAGCUCUCUGAGCAGCGGAAGCAGAUCUCUGUCGUGCAGGCGCAAUGCGCCGAGCUUGACCUCGUAAACCAGCGGAUACGCAACCUCGAAAAAGCGCUCGAGGAGGAAGACAAGUUUGACUGGACAGGGCGAACAGAGCCCGACGGUUCCGACGCCGGGUCGAUUGCAGGUCUCGCCUUCCGCCUACGUGGCCUUGGUUCGACGAUGGCAGGCAUCGGCGGCAGCGUCGAUCUAUCGUUCAGUCUCGACUCUGAGCCCGCGGUGCCGAUGGCGGACUCGAUGCACAGCCUGAUCCGUCUCAGACGGCUGAGCAUGUGGCACACGCGUAUCGAAAAACUCGUCGAGCAACGGCUGAACAAGCUCCAGGGCGCCAGUGCUGAGAGGGAGUUCCUGUGCAAGAAGAUCGUUGCGUUGUGCACAAAUGUACCCCUAGAUAAGGUCGAAGAUCUGCUGGAAAAUCUCGUUAUCGCAGUGGAAAGUGAGUCGCAGGUGAUCGAUAUUGGAAGGGUGUCUGGCUUCAUGCAGAAAGUUCGGAAUGGUAUAAUGUGAUUUGAUACAGGAUAUACAUACGGAAACCGUCAACUGUCGUUGCUCUCGGUCACAUGUUAUUGUAUCAUUCUCAAAUCUCUCAUCCACUUUAUUCAUAAUAUUCCACCGAUGGACUGUGGCCUGACGUUGCUUGGCCGCGCGUCGGCUGAAUACAGGCAUACAUUUUGGGGCAGAGAUAGCGGCAAGAUGUACAAAGACUACACGGGGAGUUCUUCCGGAGCAAAGAUUUGGAAGUUACGGUUGUACGUCCCAGACGCAAGAAGUUUCGCGUCGCUCGAUAAGUCAACAGACAUGACCUUCCCGCCAUCCGUCGGCAACGUGCGCAGCAGCUGCCAAUCAUCCGCGCUCCAGAUCUUGACAAACCCGUCGUAGCCCGCGCUCGCAAGGUACAGUCCCGAACGGUACCGCCACUCCUCUUCGGUGGAGUCUGCGCCAUUCGCCUGUGAUUUGCUCUUGUCGUGUGACUGGUCCUCGAUACCGUUCAUCUCGACGUCGGGCGACGACUCGGGCUUGACGUAUGAGAAUGCCUCUUGCGCAGUGAAGAAGCGCACAUCGGCGACGUUCGAGAGGUGUGCUGGGAUGGUGUACAGCGCCUUCAGGGAGCGCAUAUCCCAUACGCGGACUGUGUCGUCUCCCGAUCCUGUCGCGAUCUGGUGGCUAAGAAUAAUACUCAGGA
Phanerochaete carnosa HHB-10118-sp is the source of this 3158-nucleotide messenger RNA. RefSeq lists its product as uncharacterized. Gene Ontology annotation, cellular component: MBF transcription complex; SBF transcription complex. The record is from RefSeq and is a predicted model, not a curated record. Gene Ontology annotation, molecular function: transcription regulator activity; protein binding; DNA binding. Bases 65 to 2482 code for a protein of 805 amino acids. Lineage: Eukaryota; Fungi; Basidiomycota; Agaricomycetes; Polyporales; Phanerochaetaceae. The transcript has 8 exons.